Lactuca sativa (garden lettuce) is the source of this 1398-nucleotide messenger RNA. RefSeq lists its product as uncharacterized. NCBI's taxonomy places the organism in Eukaryota, Viridiplantae, Streptophyta, Magnoliopsida, Asterales, Asteraceae. The record is from RefSeq and is a predicted model, not a curated record.
CAGUUCAUAUAUACUUCAUUAUAUACCACACACCCUUCGAUAAAUUUGCAUUAAUCUUCAUCUUCUCUCAUUCACAACAAUGUCGACAAAAAACACAAUUUCACCAGCAGCAGCCAGGUCUCAUACCAGGAAAUCAAAACCGGAUUCCUCAUCCAUUAUCUUGAUCAAGAAAUUUAUACUAGUCCUCUUUGCGGGGUUCUUUGCAUGGGCUUAUCAAACAGCUCUUCCACCACCUCCAAAGACUGUAGGAUCUCCAGAUGGCCCUCCGAUUACAUCCCCAAGGAUUAAACUCCGUGAUGGAAGACAUUUGUCGUAUACAGAGUCAGGCGUUUCAAAAGAUAAAGCCAAAUAUAAACUAAUAUUCGUCCAUGGCUUCAACUUAAAUAAGUAUCAUAACCCUUUUGCAGCCAAAGCUUCACCAGCUCUUGUUGAAGAACUAGGGGUAUACUUUGUUGCAAUAGACCGACCCGGUUAUGGAGAAAGUGACCCGGACCCUAAACGAACUGUGAAGAGCUUGGCAUUUGAUAUCGAAGAGCUCGCUGAUCAUUUGAACUUGGGACCAAAGUUCUAUGUAGCUGGAUACUCAAUGGGUGGCCAAAUCGUGUGGUCUUGUCUCAAGUACAUUCCUCACAGGCUUGCAGGAGCAGUUCUUAUUGCUCCAGGCAUUAAUUACUGGUGGCCUAACCUACCUUCAAAUUUAACCAACGAAGCAUUUUCAGGACAGCUUCCACAGGAUCAAUGGUCUCUGCGUGUUGCGCACCACCUACCAUGGCUGAGCUACUGGUGGAAUAGUCAAAAAUGGUUUCCUUCUUUUUCUUUUAUCGAUGAAGUACAUGCUGCUCUUUCUUCCUCGGAUAUAGCAGUUGCAUCAAAGCUUUUUGCUGCCAUGGAUCCAGAUCAGCUACAAGCCUGGAAUAAACAACCACGACAACAAGGCGAAUUCGAGUCACUCCAUCGUGACUUAAACAUUGGAUUUGGAAAAUGGGACUUUGAUCCAAUAGAUCUCAAAAACCCAUUUCCAAACAAUGAUGGAUCAAUUCAUAUAUGGCAGGGUGAUGAGGACCUCAUUGUGCCUGUGACAUUGCAACGUUAUAUCGCCCAUCAACUUACAUGGGUCAAGUAUCAUGAGCUUACUGGCACCGGACACUUGUUACCUUUUGCAGAUGGGGUGAUUGAUUCUAUUCUCAAAGAACUUCUUACAAAACAGAAUUAGUUUUAUUGUAGCUCUUUGUACUCUUAGUUCUUAAAUUUGGCAUUUCAAAAGAAUGAUUUGAAAGAAAAAGACAAUGAUUCAAGUUACAAGUAAACACAAAUAAUUUUACUAACUUAAGUAUCAAGUGACACGUGAAGGUUACAAACUCAACAAUGUUUAAGUAAACUUUUUAACUUUACACACUA